AGUGCGGUGCGGUCCAAGUGAAGAACUAAACGUGUUCGUUACUGUUGAAUCACGCGAUGUGAUUAAGAUUGCACGCGGUGGCACGCAAUGGUCUCACUGUACAGUUAUGUAAGCUCACAGUGGCAGUCUAUCAGAGGCUAAAGUCUGUGUCAAAUGGUAAAGUUUAAAAUAAUUUAUCAUACUGCUAACGGCAAUUUUGAUCUUUUUUCCUGUUAAUUAUCCAAAAAUUCAUGCGAAAUAAUUAAAUUCACGGCGAUUAUGUUGCUCCCACAAACUAAAAUGAAGGGUCGCUUUUAUUUAUUCUAUUCAUGUUUCGCCUGUUAAUUUAAUUUGCUUUCGAUGAGUACUUCGAAGACGACUCUGUAAGUUAUAACUUGAAGAAUGCCUUUAAUUUUCAGUUUCGUUCAGAAGAUAGUCUUUCAAAAGAAAGUCCCUUAGAAGAUAGUCUUUAGUUAUAUGUGCAGUUCAAGUAAUUUUGACGGCAAUGCCCUCUCGUAUGUUUUUAGAUUACUGUAUUUAACUGAAAAUAAGAAUUUAAAAAACAUCUGUCUUUUUCACUCUUGUUACUGUACAAAACUUGGAAGAAAGACAAACAAAUCAAAACAAAAAAAAAAUUAACAGGAUUUGCAUUUUUGUUUCAUCUCGUCGUGUGGCGGAGGGGCCGGAAAAAGGCGAGUCCGGAAAAUCGACCUACGGGUUUCGAAUUAAACGGCUUUUACGUAAUCUCCUAGUAAAACCGCACGAGUUAAUUACAAAGUCUUAUUAUAAGUGAAUUUUGUAGUUUUAAGAAUUUACUUGCUAAUUCUUCUACGUUCAAAUAUCCUUUUAAAUCUUUGAUUUCAAAGAUCUAAGAAUCCUUUUUUUUAGAUUUGGUUUUACUUCUUUUAACUUACUAGCGGGCACAGCCUUUAUUGCCAUUGCACGGAUCAACUUUGUGAAGGUGAAUUUUAUUCGUUUCUAUUUAUUGCUGUCGAUUGUAAAUAGUUGAGCAAGUAUUCGUUAUUCAUGCACACGUUGAAAGUUGUAUAUAUUAUUUAACUUUAAUUUAUUUGGUUCAAAAUAAAGAGUACACAAAUUUAUGUGUGAGGAAUGGUUUCGUAAUGUCAAUAGACGUGAAAUAAAUUCGUUGCAACAACAUUGUGCAGAUGGUCCAACGCCCGCAACAGCAGUUCAGUUAUUUUAUUUGUAAACGUUGGUGAUGAGGUAAUAAGAUUAAGGCUUCCUGUUUUGUAAGUAACAAUGAUCAAUGCGGUCCGAUUUAAAAAAAUGUUGUUUUCGUGUUUAGACUUGGUUUGCGCGAGGAAAUGAUUCAAGUUAGAUAAACUCCAUGGCAAAUGGGGAAGUAAGUGGGCGGAUAGCAGGGGAAAACGAUAAUACUUUCAUUACAUUGGACGACAUUCUUUCAAUAUCCUCCCGACACGAUUAGUUUUAUAUUUCUAGGAGAAGCGGUAACUUUUAUCUCCCUUGCGCUGUUCACCCUAUUGUCCGUACGUCCUAAAUUUUGUUGCUGUCACUAGCUGUGUAGAAUAAAAACUUUCAAUUUUUCAUUCGUCUUUUGUUGUUCCUUAUAUAAUAUUUUCUGUUACUUUCCGACAGAGUCGGCUGCGCUGCCAACCGCUGUGCAAUAUGCUUACGGAAUCCAGUCGUUAUUAUCUGAGACAAUUAUUAUCUCAAAAAUAUAUGUUUCAAAGAAAAAUUAUCAAAAGAAUGCCACUUGAUGCGGGUCCUGUUUGAGAGAUUGAGAAACUUGGUUACGCGUUGUUUUAACCAGCUUUCAUUUAAGAGGGCUCAAUUAACUCCCAGGUUUUGAACCCUAUAAUUAUUUUGUACCAUUCCUUUAUUUUAAUCCAGUUACAGCGAUUGGCAUAGCUCGUGGCACAUUUCUGGAAUACUCUGUCGCGACGGAGUGCAGCUUAAAAUACGAUACUGCAAUGUUCUUUGCUUAUAUCACUCCAUAGAACUGAGAUUGCCUAUGACACGAAAUUUUUUUUUGCAUUUUUUGGUUAAUAGCCUUAUUCAAAAUUAGAAAUAAUCGAUUUAAGCAAUUAGCGAGUUCUCCGUGAACAUUUUUUGUACAUUGAAAGUACGAUUUGGCGGCCAAAAAGUGUCUCCAUCAAGCGCGCGGCCAAAACAAUCAUAUUACAUCGUUGUGACGUAGAAAACUGUGAAGACACGUCGGCGACUAUAGUGGAGAAAGGAGUAAUCUGGAAGAGAGAACGAACGUAAUGCGUGGCCGGAGAGCCAAAUGAUGUCAGCUACGAGAAUAACAAACAUAUACAGUAUAUUUCUAUGCAAUACACUCCUAAGGAUGUAGCUGUAUGGCCAAAUGGACGCGUUUCGAUCGUCAACGUAGGGGAGGAUUUACUCUUCAAUGUCGUCAGCCCUAUGCUCCGUAACGGCUCUGAAGGCGGCUGUUACGAACACAUACCACUGGACAAAUCAGGGGAAGAUAACCGAAGAAUUCAGCUUAAAAGAAUGCUCAUUAAGGGGCCUGUUUCCAUACCGUAAACGAUUGUUCAUCACUAUUUUCGGCUGACAUGUCGCAAGCGAAGAAUGGUGAGCUCCUUAUUGUUCAGGUUUAUUUCACGCGCUUGAGACGUACUCAUACUCUUUGUCUUUCCACAUGACUACAUUAGCGCUUUUCUUAUCGCAUGAAAAUCCUACCAGUUGUAGUUUCCAUCGUAUUUUGUCACCAGGAAUACAUUAUUUGUGAUAAAGGUCAAGUUCUUUCCUGAACUGACCAAUAUCCUGUUGCGAGAACAGUGCGAAACCUUUGGCGGAUACUGGCAUAAACACAAGCUCGAAGGGGCCGUGUAAACUUGAAUCAGAUAAACUCACUCGUUUUCUGUUUGACCGGCUCCACGGCGACAGCCUCAGUCUUUGCAAUCUUUGGAUAGGCUUGCGGUAAAAACUGCCCGAUGACUUCUCGGCACAAAAUCAUCGUGCCUCGUGAUACAGCCGAUUCUUUCGUCAAAAGUUAACUUAUGGUUUGCUAAAGGAAUCAUUCUAAGGCAACGAAAAUCUAGAACACUGAGCAAGGGGAACCCUUGCCGCUCUUAGUGCGAAGGAAUAAAAUGUUGUCAACAAAAACGAACACAGCUACCCAUUCUUAACAUAGAUUUCGACAUAGAAAACAAGACACAAACGCAUCAAACUAAAAAUUGAGUGACGGGAGUUUUUUGUUCUAAUCUUGACCUGAACACCGCACGCGAGAAACCGUCCUAGUCAUUCUUCGUCGAAAUCUUUGUUUGAUGCACGCGGUUCUCCUUCGUAGGGCUGAACCGUACUCGCAACUUCCAUUUCUUCUUUACUACUUGCGUACGAUGUAUCAAAACUCUCGGUAGAGCUUGCUGAAGGUAGGUAUAGAUCACUAUCGGACAUUAUUUCAAGGGUAUUUCAACGCUGACCGAUACAAAAUUACAAGAGAUGUGAGAGAUUUGUGAGUGUCAACGGAGAGUUUUCACAGUUUUCUACGUCAUCACUCGCUAAUUCGUUACCAGUCGACGGGAUACUUAAAGACAAAAUAAGUGCACUUUAGGGCCCGAAAAAACCGAGUUUUAAGUUUUUUGAAAUCUUUCUUCUAUCGGAAUUGGUUUGUAAAUAUGAUAAGCUGAAUAUUUACGCAAAAAAAAAAAUUCGUGUCAUAGGCACUUUAAGCUACUCGCAAUAAAUGUCUUUAAGUGGACAUCCUGCAUUGCGAAUAACAUGAAAAUGUUUACAGGAAAAGUGUAUUCAAAGUAUAGAAUCUGUUUCUGGCAUCCGGAUAAAUUCUCCUACAAAACUGAGGAAGAACUGAUCCCUCUUCAAGCGGGCGACCAAAACUGCAAUUUAUUAUUACUGGGAAAAUAAGCCUCACGAUGAAAAAAUACCUGGUCUAAAAAGUAAUGAGUUCCACUCACUUAUCAACAACUCCUUGAGAAGAAUUCUGAACAUAACAUGAACAGAGAGAAAAGCAAAAGAGGUGUUAUGGGAAAGAUCAGGACAGGAACCAAUUCAAUCACAAAUCAGUCGGAGGGAGUGGCCGCACCUCGAGGAAACAUCCAGACGGUGUUACGAGGGGGUCUUGAUGGGGAUAACCGAUAGUCGUAAAACGGCCAAAACGAUUUAGCCGAUAGUCGUAAAAUGAAAUGAAAUCCACAGAGCAAACGGACUAGAGAACAACCAAAAAACAUCUGGGGGCGAGGUAUUCUGGCUGGUAUGUAGAAUUGGGGCAAAAACUGAACCACACUUAGAACGCCAGCCCAGGGCAGGAGGAGGUGAAGGAGGGUGAUGAUCGAUGGCCUAUGCUCCGGGAAAAGCUUAGGGCAUAACUAACUAAGUAACUAAAGAGUAUGUUUUGAAAAUUUCAAGUAAGUAGUGCAACACCAUAUAUUGGAAAAAUAACAGUCGGAAGUUCUUCAUAGUUACAGAAGUUUUUAAACCGAGGGUGUAAGAUGCACUUCCCAGCCAGGGGAAUGCCUUUUGCUCAGUGGCAGUCAGUGGCAUCGUGUGGGCCAAAUCCGAAGCUCUUGGGUUCGAUUCUUCGUCGGGUACUCGGGUCUUUUCUUUGUUGCAGGCUCGUGACAAAACGAUAGCACUUCUCUCUCUACUGUCCAACCUAUGUGUGUUGGAUUUUGAAUUAAGUUUUCCCGGCUAAAACAUUAUGUGGAUAAAUAAAAAUGUGAAAUCACGAAAGAAAGGAUACCAUUUGGGUACUGGUAUAAAUUUCCUGUGUAGAAAGUUAAGAAUAUGUUAAUUUUCUUUCGCAGCUUUAAAAAGGAUGUCUAAUAAUAUAGUUUCCCCUUUGACGCUCAAGGUUAUAAUUAUAAAUAGAAUAUUUCUUCAAAGUUCUUAUUUUGGUAACCUUUUUUCCGCGAACUAGAAGUUUCGCUAUUGUUUUUGUUAUCGCCAAAUUUAAGACCUGCAAAACGGUUAAAAACGUGAAGGUGUGUUUUAGUUUACUGGAUGACAUCAGAUUAUGAUAACUACAUUUCCAUCCAUGGAUGUGUAACAACGGUGUAUUAAUGAAAAAUGUGUGAGCACGAGUUUACGUCGCAAAUGGUGCUGUGUUGUUAACUGCUAUUGCCAUUAAAAUUUGCAUGUUCAGGUAAUGACUGCAUCGCAAACAUUACCAUAAAUUGCCACGUUUUCACGGCUUUCCUAGUGUAUUCUAUUACGCAGUGAGUUUUUAGUUCAAAUCAGCACGCUUUGAAAGUGGUUUAUGUUAAGCUUUAAAAUACUGCACCAUUUUUGAUCGUGUUUUUCCAGCAAAAAUACAAUUGUCGUUUCACACAUUUGAACAAUAACACUAAAUUUGAAGUGUGCGCUGUAAAUGCUAAUAAACCCUUGUUAUUGUUUGUUACGUGGCUACGCGGCGAACAUGUUAUUCACAUGCAAAUUGUAAUUUAUAUUAAGUGCAGCUUGAGCCAACGGGAGUUGAGAAAACGUUACCGCAUCGUUAGUCAAUCACAAAAACACGAAUAGUGGAAUGGAAUAUCUACGAGUAAAUAUGCCAGGCUGCUGUGACGAAGCAGAAAUGGAGUGAAAAAGCUAUGUGAUGUUGUCGGCAGGAUUGAUGACAGAGUUGUUGUUAAGGAUUCAAGCUUAGAAAUGACGUCGGUAAAUUUGGUUGUGUUUUUAGUUAUUUCCUUCGAAGCAAAGCUGACGUUAAGUUUUGUAAAAUGCCCACCUCCACAGAGCAAUUGCGGAAACAAUACGCGGAUAAACAACAGUCGAGUCAUCGACAUUAUUGACUGCGAUCUUUUGAACAUUUCCUGUGGCUCUGGCAAGGUCUGUCGACAAGGACAUUGCGUUUACGUCGAGUCAAAGUCGGACAGUCAAGAAGGUCAGAUUCCGUCGACGGACGUGUCAAUGGAAUACAAAACAGUAGCGGAGACUACAGUCUCUACAGGGUCAAACGGAAUUGGGAAACCAACUUCCACGAGCCACAGUUUGCUCUCAGGAAACCAAGAAUUUGCUAUCGCUCUUGUGGGAUUUUCAAUUCUAUUUAUAAAUUUCUGCUUGAUUUCGUUCUGCCUGGCCCGGGCAAAACGAAGGCGAAAUCAACAGAGGCGCUCGGCAACGACACAAGGAUCACAAACAGGGGAGGGUUAUUGGAAUGAAAGUCACUUGACUGGACACGAUACGUCGCAGGUUGAAUUAAAUAUGGGAAUUGAUAAUUUUGCACUCAAUGGAGAUUUGGAUGGAUUUUCAAACGGCUUUUAUGUCCCUCACGCGCGCUUACCGCCUUACGAUUUUUACUCGGCUUACGAUAAACCUCGACCCAGAUCGGAAGAAGGCGAAGAUGACGAAGAAGCAUUCGAGCCUCCUCCCGAUACUCAAAGCAUUAACGAGGAACCUCCUCCGUACAGCGAUCAGCGGUACGGAAAUACGUCCAACCCGCCAAGCUACGAAGAUGUUUUAAAGGUAGCGGUGUCCAACAUUGAGGAAAGUUCCUCAGGAUUAUGA
Molecule: messenger RNA, 6447 nt
Organism: Pocillopora meandrina
Lineage: Eukaryota; Metazoa; Cnidaria; Anthozoa; Scleractinia; Pocilloporidae
Source: the annotation of a GenBank genome assembly